This is a messenger RNA of Drosophila gunungcola (fruit fly), 1790 nucleotides long. Its product is annotated as zinc finger protein 184. Gene Ontology annotation, biological process: regulation of DNA-templated transcription. Gene Ontology annotation, molecular function: DNA-binding transcription factor activity, RNA polymerase II-specific; zinc ion binding; RNA polymerase II cis-regulatory region sequence-specific DNA binding. The transcript has 2 exons. Bases 231 to 1499 code for a protein of 422 amino acids. Gene Ontology annotation, cellular component: nucleus. Lineage: Eukaryota; Metazoa; Arthropoda; Insecta; Diptera; Drosophilidae. The record is from RefSeq and is a predicted model, not a curated record.
CCGGCGAUCCGAGCAGACGCAUCAAGUAUUAAACCUGGGAUAAAACCGAUUCGAAUUCGAAAAGAAAUUCUAAAAUGUCCUAUUAAAUAGAUCGUGUUGAGAUCUAUUAUGAAAGUCAGUGCAAGUCAGGCUUUUUAACAUUAAAGUAACAGUGAAUAUUGCAACCAUAAGUUUAAAAACAAAAACCCGAUUCAGUGACCCUUAGUGAUCGUUGUUAGCAUCAAAGUAUUAUGUUUUCGCUGCUGCUGCACCAUCCGCUCGUCUGCCGCUGCUGUCUGCUGGAGCAGCCGCCGCUCUACCACAGUCUCCAUGACGCCUCCAGCCGCCUGGCCGAGGAACUGAAGGCUCUGGCACCCGCCCUGCUCCUGGAUCCCGGCGACAACCUCACCGACGUGAUCUGCGAACUCUGCCUGCGCCGCCUGCACGACGCCCGCGACUUCCAGCUGCGAUGCGAGCAGUCCGAGCAGGUGCUCCGCUCCCGGCACGAGCAGUGGAAGCACACGGUGGCCGUGGGCGAUGCCCUGGGCCUGGACGACGUGCUCGAGUGCCUGGAGCGGGAGGUGGGCAGCCUGGAGGGACCAGUGUCCAUGCCCCAGCAGUCCAGCAAGCCGGUGGCCUAUGUGGCGCCACUGAUGGAGACCGUGGAUUUCGACAACUUGGACUUCCAGGAGAGCCCGGCCAGUGAGUUUGAGACUCCUGCCUACUGGGCAUCGUCUGUGGAUUCGGGUAGCCUUAACACCCCGCUCCACCGGCCGGAGACCCCAGUGCCCUUUGAAAUCGCUCAGCCGAUGCUACCGACGCCCCUAGAAAGCGCUGAGGAACCAGCCCCAGCACCAGCCCCGAAACCUAUGGGAAAGCCCAAAAGGCGGAGGACCAAGCCCAAGCCGCGGACAGAUGGCCAGAAACCCAAGGCAGCUGGUACCCCGCGAUCCCUGCAUCCGUGUGGCGAAUGCGAGAAGAAGUUCACCCGCAACUUCCAACUGAAGCUGCACAUGAUUGCGGUGCAUGGAAUGGGUGAGAUGCGAUACCAGUGCGAGGAUUGUGGCAAGAACUUCGCCUCGCGACACAGCCUGCGGUACCACGUGAAGUCGGUGCACUCCACCGAGCGUCCCUUCGGCUGUCAGCACUGCGAACGGCGUUUCGUCCUGCGCACUCAGCUCCUGUCCCACCUGCGCACCCACACAGGUGAGGCCAAGCCGCGCAUCUUCGAGUGCCAGCGCUGCUCGAAAAGUUGGCCCACCAAGUCGGACCUGCGCACCCACAUGCGAUCGCACAACCCCAACAUGGAGCGACCCUUCAAGUGCGACACCUGCUCGAAGGCCUUCUUCACCCGUGGCCAUUUGAACUCCCACCUGCUGGUGCACACGGGGGAAAAGCCAUUCGCCUGCGAGUACUGCGACAAGUGCUACCAGAGUGUGGGCAACCUCAACAACCACAUGGUGCGCCAGCAUGCAGAGAUCAUCGAGGCCCAGCUGGAGACCGUGGCCAUCGAGAGCUGAGGGUCCCCGGACAGGAUAGCGCGUCCCGAGGAGAGGCUGCAUCAAGUAUUAGGAGCGUGGCAGAGGCAUAACACCCAGUCGGACGCAAAUGAAGAUUUGAAAAUACUACACUGAUAACUGAAUUAAUAUUAAAUAUUGAUCUUACGAUAAUAACACAAAUAACAGCUUUUUCGGCAAGAUUCAAAAAGAUUAUAUACCCGCAAUUUGCAUUGUGGAAUUUUUAAAUUUAGUAUUAAAUUUAAUCAAAUCAUUUAUUUGAACAACAAUAAAAAUAAUGGUACAUUAAUAAAA